AUGGCCACUUCGCCCUCGGUCCCCAUCCGCAAGCUGUGCAUCGGGUUUGGACUCGCCUACUUCGCUCUCCUCGUCCUCUUCCUCGGCCUGUACCGCGGCGCCCUCUCCGACCGCGACUUCGCGAUCGCCAACUGCAAGGUCGCUGUCGCCCAGCGCGACGUGGCGCUCGCCCGCGUCGCCGACGUCCUCGGCAGCGCCGCUCAAGUCGACCGCGCGAGCAUGGACUCGGAGCGCCUGCCCGUCGAGGGCGUCGCCAAGGAGACCAAGGUCGAGGGCCUGCCGUCGCUCCAGUCGGGCGUCCAGGUGGCGCAGCGCGUGUGGGCGUCCCUCGGCGGGUCGCACACGGACGACAAGUCGCAGGUCGUCGCCGAGAUCGUCGAAGAGGCUGUUGGCUGGCGCGUCCCCUCGUCCCUCAAGAAUGCGCUCCUCGCCGUCCGCAACACCUGCAUGGUCGUCUUCGUCUGCCUCCUCCUCCAGCUCGUCCUCUUUUACCUCGGGUCUCGCCACGUUUCCAACCUGUCGCUGCAAGGUGCCGUCGACUUCAAAAAGUUCGCCGACAAGGUGACGAUGUGGGGCGACGCAACUGCACUUCUCGGCAUGGCGGUGGCCAUCGUCACGGUUUACGUGUACGUGUCGAGGCGUUAG
Rhodotorula graminis WP1 is the source of this 645-nucleotide messenger RNA. RefSeq lists its product as uncharacterized. The record is from RefSeq and is a predicted model, not a curated record. The coding region runs from base 1 to 645 and encodes 214 amino acids. NCBI's taxonomy places the organism in Eukaryota, Fungi, Basidiomycota, Microbotryomycetes, Sporidiobolales, Sporidiobolaceae. The transcript is spliced from 2 exons.